This is a messenger RNA of Harpegnathos saltator (Jerdon's jumping ant), 2373 nucleotides long. RefSeq names its product piggyBac transposable element-derived protein 4. The coding region runs from base 547 to 2361 and encodes 604 amino acids. The record is from RefSeq and is a predicted model, not a curated record. Lineage: Eukaryota; Metazoa; Arthropoda; Insecta; Hymenoptera; Formicidae. The transcript has 2 exons.
CUUACAACUUACGACACGUAUUGUAGAAUGACCUUUACACAGCGGUGAUCUGCUACGAUUAAAAUGUUUAUACAUGUUGGUUCAUGUAUAUACAAAAAGAGAUAAUAACAAAAUUAUGGAUAAAAAUUCACCCGUCCUAAUAAUAAGAGGUAACCAAAACGUCCUACAGUUCAAGGAUUAAACGUUUGUUUAUCAAGCUGGUCAGUUGUAUUUUUCUAACCCUUUCGCUUCAAAGAAUAUAUGUGUUCGAAAAAUUGACAUUUACGUAAGGACAGUAACAUAUACGUACAGCACAGUAUAUAAGACAUUGUCAACUGAAUAUUUAAUAGUUAAUUAUCAUGAAACAAUAUACUGUCGACAAGGUAUAUCUGUUUUUUCAACAAUAAGAUACCUUCAUCUGUUUGUUUCAAACAACGCAACGUAUUAUACGCUCUCCAUAUCUUAACCCGUCAACGACGUGCCCGUCUUCAGCGAUCACAUUUUAUCAUAAGCGCGCCGGAGCAAAAGGAUGAAAGAAAAUAUAAUUUAUUUUUUGCGCUUAUAAUAAUGGAUAAAAUAAAAAACAAAGUGAAUAAAAAUAUUGAAUUUGAAAGCAGUUCUGACGAAUAUGUAUGUGAAUUAGAGGCUGAAUUGCAAGAUUUAUCUGAAGAUGAGAAUUUUCAUGCAUGCUCAACAGAUUCUGGUGAAGAAAUAUUAGCGGUAUCACGGCGAAGAGAUUUGAGGAUAAUAUAUAGUAGUGAUAGUGAAGAAGAAUGUUCUGCAAAUGCCAUUUCAUUCUUGACUCAAAGUGAUGAGUCUCCUUGGCUAGACGUUACGGAAGAAGACAAUUAUAAUUACAAUAUAAACUUCUCAACUGGCGGAAAUAACACUGGACCUCAUGUUCCAUCUAAUUGUACAACACCACUACAUUUUUUCCAACUGUUUUUUACGGAUGAUUUGAUCAAAAAAAUUGUUAUAGAAACAAAUAUUUAUACAGCUAACAUUAUUCAACACAAACAAUUAUCAAUUCGUUCUAUUUGGAAACAAUGGAAAAAUGUCACUGAAUGUGAAAUGAAGGCUUUCUUUGGUGUUAUUAUAAACAUGGGACUUAUAAACAUGCCUAGUUUGCAAGAUUAUUGGGCAAGAAAUUUUUACUCGAAAAUACCAUUUUUUUCAAAGAUAUUCUCACGUGAUCGAUUCAUGCAAAUUUUUUGGGCAUUACAUUUAGAAACACUUCCAAGGUCAAUGAAUAUGACGACAAAAACUCGGAAAAUCAGCAGCUAUCUUGAUUUUCUCAAUAAAAAAUUUAUGGAACAUUACAUUCCAGAAAAAAAUUUAUCGAUUGAUGAGUCUACUGUGGGAUUUAAAGGAAGAGUUUCUUUCCGUACAUAUAACAUGCAGAAGCCAACAAAAUGGGGACUUCGAGUAUACAUAUUAGCAGAUACUCGGACAAGUUAUUUAUACUCAUUUGUUCCUUUUUAUGGAAAAAUAACAAUAAAUGACCUUAUUAGACCAGACUUAUCAUUCACAAAUAGGAUAGUUCUUCAGCUAUAUGAUAAUCUUCAAAAAUCGAUACCUGGAGCCACUGGUUAUCAUAUAUUUACAGACAAGUUUUACACCAAUCCAAUACUUGCCACUGAACUUUUAAAACAGCAGUGUUUUUUAACUGGAACAAUAUCGAUAAACAGAAAAGGUAUAUCCAAAAGAAUAAGAAAAUGUAAAUUAGCAAUAGGCCAAAGCAUAGCCUAUCGAAGAGAAAAAACUCUUCUUCUAGCUUGGCGUCACAAAAGAGUAGUCACGAUGUUAAGUACAAAACAUACGUCGGGUAUGUUGACUCGGCCGAAAGAAAGAUUUUCGAGGGAACCAAAUAGUGGGGAACAACUUAUAACAAAACCGAGGGUGAUUUUCGAUUAUACCGACAACAACGUUAAUACUGCAGAUCAAUAUGCUGUGUCAUAUUGUUUCAUUCGAAAAACAUUGAAAUGGUGGAGGAAACUAUUUUUCUGGGGUUUUGAAUCGGCUAUUGUGAAUGCAUAUAUAUUAUACAAAGAAUGCGCAGUAAAAAAUGAUGAUAUACCCAUAACUCAUCUACAGUUUCGAAAGAAAUUGUUGAUGGAAUUAAUUGGAGAUUUCCGUGCGCCCAAAUUACGAUCAGAGCCAGUAUCCGAUAGCGAUAAAGAGCAACGCCUAGAAAACAUUCCGCAUUUUAUUUUUCAAUUAUCUGGAAGUAAAACUAAAGAUUGUGUGGUGUGUUCCAAACCCAAUGUUCCUGGUGAAAGAAAACGGACGAGUUAUUUUUGUGAUACCUGUGAAAGAAAGCCCGGGCUUCAUCCGGGAAAUUGUUUCAAACGGUAUCAUACUUUAAAAAGCUAUAAAAUGUAAAAUUUUAUGAAU